Messenger RNA from Otolemur garnettii (small-eared galago), 1755 nucleotides. RefSeq names its product glycoprotein V platelet (gene GP5). Bases 52 to 1755 code for a protein of 567 amino acids. Gene Ontology annotation, molecular function: protein binding. Gene Ontology annotation, cellular component: extracellular matrix. Lineage: Eukaryota; Metazoa; Chordata; Mammalia; Primates; Galagidae. The transcript has 2 exons. The record is from RefSeq and is a predicted model, not a curated record.
UGCAAAGUUCUAAGCUUUUCAGUUGCUUUGGGGUGCAGAACCGCUUCAGACAUGCUGAAGAGCACCCUGCUGUGCGCGGUGCUGGGGCUCCUGCGGGCGCAGCCCUUCCGCUGCCCGCCAGCUUGCAAAUGUGUCUUCCGGGACUCUGCGCUAUGCUCCGGGGCCGACGUGGCGCGCAUCUCGGCGCUGGGCCUGCCCACCAACCUCACUCACAUUCUGCUCUUUCGCAUGCGCCCCGGGGCCCUGCAGAAGCACAGCUUCAGCGGCAUGACGGUCCUACAGCGCCUGAUAAUCUCCGACAACCACAUUACCGCCAUUGCCCCCGGCACCUUCAAUGACCUGAUAAAACUAAAAACCCUCAAGUUGUCGCGCAACAAAAUCACUCAUCUUCCAGGUUCGCUACUGGAUAAGAUGGUGCUCCUGGAACAGUUGUUUUUGGAUCACAACGCACUAAGGGUCAUUGACCAAAACAUGUUUCAGAAACUGGUUAGCCUGCAGGAGCUCUUUUUGAACGAAAAUCAACUAGAUUUCCUUCCUGCUCGUCUCUUCACAAAUCUGGAAAACCUGAAAUUAUUGGAUUUAUCGGGAAACAACUUGACCCACCUGCCCAAGGGCUUACUUGGGGCACAGGCUAAACUUGAGAAACUUCUGGUUCACUCGAACCAGCUGGUUUCCCUGGAUGCGGGGCUGUUGAGCAGCCUGGGCGCUCUGGUCGAGCUGCAGCUCCACCGAAAUCACAUCCGAUCCAUCGCGCCCGGCGCAGUCGACCAGCUGCGAGCCCUGAGUUCUUUGACGCUUGGGAAAAACCACCUCGAGUUUCUGCCCUCAGGGCUCUUUCUUCGCUCUCACAAUCUGACCGUAUUGACUCUGUUCGAGAACCCGCUGGAAGAGCUCCCGAGGGUGCUCUUCGGGGAGAUGGCAGGCCUGCACGAGCUGUGGCUGAACGGCACCCGGUUGCGCACCCUGCCUGCCGCCGCCUUUCGCAACCUGAGCCGCCUGCGGACGCUGGGGGUGACUGCCAGCCCGCGUCUCAGCUCACUCCCUCCGGACGCCUUCCGGGGCCUGGCGGAGCUCCGGGUGCUCGCCCUGCACUCCAACAGCCUGACCGCCCUCCCAGACGGCUUGCUGCGCGGCCUCGGCCGGCUGCGCCAGGUGUCGCUGCGCCACAACCGGCUGCGGACUCUGCCGCGCGCGCUCUUCUCCAACCUCAGCAGCCUGGAGAAGGUCCAGCUCGACCACAACCAGCUGGAGACCCUGCCUGGCGACCUGUUUGGGGGUCUGCCCCGGCUGACAGAGGUCCUGCUGGGACACAAUCCCUGGAGCUGCGACUGUGGCCUACAGCCAUUCCUGGGGUGGCUGCUGCAGCAUCUAGAGCUCGUGGGCCGAACGGAGCCCCCGCUGUGCCGCGGUCCCGGACUGCGCGCCGGCCUGCAGCUCUGGGCCCUGCCGGUGGCCGACCCCACGUGCUCGGGCACCCGGGGCCCGUCUCCGCACCCUCGUGUGCACAGCUCCUCAGAAGCCCCCAGCCACACUACCUCGGUGCCUGACAGCCCAGAACCCUGGGCAUGGACACAGCUGGCGGCCACGGGCAAUAGUCAAGACCAUACCCUGUUCUUGGCUCUUUAUUUUCUGCUUUUAGUCGCUCAGGCCAUCAUAACUGGGAUCAUUGUGUUUGCUAUGUUUAAAGUCGGCCGGCUCUUUCGAAACUUAAUCAGAGAGCUCUUGUUUGAGUCAAUGGGAAAAUCUUAUAAUUAG